Rosa chinensis is the source of this 3792-nucleotide messenger RNA. RefSeq lists its product as uncharacterized. Gene Ontology annotation, biological process: regulatory ncRNA-mediated gene silencing. The record is from RefSeq and is a predicted model, not a curated record. The transcript has 3 exons. Lineage: Eukaryota; Viridiplantae; Streptophyta; Magnoliopsida; Rosales; Rosaceae. The coding region runs from base 467 to 3496 and encodes 1009 amino acids.
AGUCACAGAGUCACAAAGCAAACGCUUUGGGUAAAGCUGAGAGAGAUAAUAGAGAUAGAGCACUUGGAGCUUUUACCCCGGUUGUUUCUCUGACCGACGGGCCGACCAAAACUUUACAGAAAAUCUGAGAUGCUGAAGAUUGAAGGAAGCAAAGAAAGUUGAAACGUGAAGCUGAGGAUCUAGUCUUUGGUGUUGUUUUGUUUGUUGUCAGGUCAAUAACAACGAUUGGCUUCAUGGAUCCCCAACAACACAAGGUUUGAAAAUUCCUAUUCGAAUUCUCAGUUUCCAUGGAUGCGUUGAUCCCUUUUGUUUGAGUAUCAAUAACGUUAGGGUUCAAUCAAUCUUCAAUCACUAGGGUUAGAGGUUUUUCAAGCUCUCUGAUACUGUUAAUUUUUAUAGUCUCUGUGUCUGGUAUAAUAGAACUGGAUUGGAUUGUGAGAGGUUGGUUGUGUGUGUGAAUUUCAAAAUGCAACCUAGGAGGCACGAGAGUUUCAAUAGACAGCAGCCUCCGGCUUCUAAAUUACGUCCCACCUACCGAUUCGAAUCCGGUGCCAACAACCACCCUUAUAGUAGUGGUAGUAGGAGGAGACCUGAGGAGGUACAUCGGAAUAUUAGGAGGAGUUUGAGCCCGCAACAAGAUCAUCUGGGUGUCAGUCAAAGGAAUGUUGCUUCUAUUCAGAGGGAGUAUGGCUGGCAUUUGGGCCGCGGUGGUGGCGGUAGGACUGAUGGCGUCCGCCGCCGCAGGUCAACAUCCGGGUCACCCCUACUGCCUUUUGGUGAAAUGCGAAAAAUGUCACAAUUUGAGGAGGAGGAGGAGGAUGGGGAUUUGCGGAGGAGUUAUUCACCACCACCACAACCACCGGUACCUGUUCCGGCAUCUGUUCCUUUGGAGUUAAAACACAGACGUGAUAGCGUUGAGGCUGGAAAUUAUAGUGUCAAUGAUGAUUUGAAUGGUAGGAGAGUUUAUGGCUCCGAGCAUAAUGAUUUUGGAAUCAGUAAAGAAGAUUUGAAUGAAAGCAGAUUGACAGCUGGUGGUAAACAUGGGACAUUGGGUCAAAAACCAAUCCAUAUGGAAGAUAGUGCUGUAAGAGGAUCCAAAACCAUGUUUAUCAAAGGUGACACCGUGCAUGGAGCAUAUCAUUCUUCUCCAAGCCUUGGUACUGUUAUAACUCAAGGAGCAAGGGGUGGCCACCUACCAUCAUCAACGCGCAGCAUGAGCAUACGUCAUUCUGACCAAGAAAGGCUUCAGUAUGCGGACCCUAUAUCUUUGGAUAGAUUACCAGUGACAGAAGCCUACAAAGAAGGAAAUAAACCCGUUUUUCCUACAAGAGAUGGCUUUUAUUCCAUGAUGUCUGGAUCUCAUUCCAAGAAUUAUUUUGCUAGCUCCUCAACAGGGUUGAGGAAUGAAUUCCAAGAUUCCUAUCAGCAUGAGCAGCAUAUGCCUUCUUUGGAAGAAUUUUCAAGAAGUAGUAGAAAACUUAAAGAUUCUGUGAGCAUUAAUGCAUAUAGGGAAAGGCCGGUAGUAGAGUUUUCUCGAGACCCUGAUUCUGGGCAGAAGAAUCUGACAUUUUACCAGAGAGAUAGUCCUACUAGAGUUGAGUAUGAUGAUGAUUAUUAUUUCUACCCAAACUCAAGAGGAAUGAUAUUUGACGAUCGUGAGCUUCCAUCUGAUCACUUACACAAAGUGAUGCAUCCACGAGCACCACUUGACUAUGACCAUUCUCGGAUGGGUUAUGAUCAUAGAACUGUGUCAAGAUCUAGUACCAUGCUCCCUGUUGUGGAAAGAAUUGAUAAUACUGAGGAUUAUUCUGGAAAUUCAAGGAAGCGCAUUAUGCUGAAUAAUUCUACUUUAGAAAGGCAUACACUAUCAGACUACCCUGAUAUAAGCAGAAUAUCAAAUGCAUCAAAGCAGAGUGGAGAAUAUAUGGGUUCUGGACGCAUGCAUGACAAGUUUGGAAGGAGAAUUUCACAAGAUUAUGAAACAUCGCAUUUGGGUGCAGCACAAGUUUGUCAAAUCUCACAUCUGAAAGAAGAUUAUGGUUAUGAAAGAGAUGGAAACCUGAAGUUUCAGGACAGACAGUGUCCUGUGUCUAAAUAUGACCCAGAAAUGCAUAGAAAUACUAUUAAAAUGCAGAGUAUGAGAGACAAGCUUGGGGUUUAUGAACCAUCAGAUAGGGUGGUGAAAAGAAAAUAUGUUAAUGAAGAGCAUGGAAGUAUCCAAAAUCCUAGAGAAAUUAUGUCAGGUAAAUGGAAUACCUCUAGAGAGUUUCAAGAUUUGUAUGAUAGUGGUGAAGAGUGGAAUGGUGAAGAUGUAGGAUCUAUGUAUACAUCUAGAUCAGCAAGAUUGGGCCAUAAUGAACACUAUAAGGCCCAGAGGAAAUAUGCUGGAAUAGACCAGUAUGAUGAAUUUGCAUCUGAUGAUCGGCUGCCGUCUCAAGACUCUUUGGCAGAUGCACAAAGGCACUCAGUUAGAUAUUAUAAACAUGGAGAUCGGUAUGCCAAGGGUCACCAAAACUAUGGUUCAUUAAGUAGGCAUAGGUCACAGCAAGUUGACAUAAAAAGUGGCUUUCACAAACAGCACAAAGUUUGGAAGAGAAAUGAUAAUUAUCUAGAGGAUGUCCACAGAGGUGAUGAUAAUGAUGCUGAUACAUCAGAAAAUGGGUUGAGUUCUGCAGCUCCUGAGCCAUCAGAGGAUUCUGAGGAGUUUAUGCAAUUGGUACAAGAAGCCUUCCUAACAUACUCUAAACAAUUAAAUAUGAACCCUGGUGUUCGGAGAAGAUACAUGGAACAAGGAAAGGCUGGGACUUUAUUCUGCAUCGUAUGUGGCCGAAGCUUCUCGAAGGAGUUCAUGGACACCCAACGAUUGGUAACACAUGCAUUUAUGUCUAAAAAAGCUGGAUUGAGGACACAACACUUGGGACUUCUCAAAGCAGUUUGUGCUCUGUUGGGGUGGAGUACUGUUAUCCCCACUGACAUAGUACUAUGGGUUCCCCAGGUCUUGCCCAAGGCAGAAGCUUUGGCUCAGAAGGAAGAUUUGAUUCUUUGGCCUCCAGUCAUUAUUAUCCACAAUAUUUCUAUGUCAGACAACAAUCCUGAAAAUUGGAAGGUUGUAAGCAUUGAAGCUCUUGAGGCUUUUCUAAGAGGUAAAGGUUUAAUAAGGGGAAGAAUCAAGAUGUGCCUGGGGAAGCCUGCUGAUCAAAGUGUUGUGUUGGUGAAGUUCUUGGGAACUUUCACUGGGCUUGGGAAUGCAGAGAGGAUUCAUAAGUAUUUUGCAGAGCAGAACCGUGGCAGAGCAGACUUUGAGCGAGCAACGUCCAAUAACGGAAAAAUUGUGGAAGCAGGAAUGCAGGUUGACAGUGUGGAGGAGCGAUUUUUACAUGGAUAUAUGGGGAUUGCGGAGGACUUAGAUAAAGUAGAUUUUAAUACCAGGAACUGGAGUUUGAUAAAGAGCAAGAAGGAGAUUCAGGACCUGGCCAAUGCUCCUGUUAAACCUUGAUGAGAGAGGCAGCUUUAUAUCUGGGUACAAAUACUAAUUUAAGGAUUGGACAAUGCUAUACAGCCGAACAAUUUUACCGAGCUGACAUGUAAUGGGGAUUUCUUUUGAAAUAUGUGAUACUGUGGUGUGAUUGUAUAAUGUCUUAGGUUGGAAAAGAGAUGGAGAAAACAGUUUAAAUACAUUUGCUAUCUUCGAUCAUGUCAAAAGGAGAACAUCAUUUCCUAUCUUGUAAAAAUUGAAGUCACAUCCAGUUUUUCAUUAUCAGUGCAAUAAACUGUAUUGUGAACUUGUUGCUA